Solea senegalensis (Senegalese sole) is the source of this 953-nucleotide messenger RNA. It is a transcript of the gene snapc5, whose product is annotated as small nuclear RNA activating complex, polypeptide 5. The coding region runs from base 150 to 506 and encodes 118 amino acids. Gene Ontology annotation, biological process: transcription initiation at RNA polymerase III promoter; transcription by RNA polymerase II. Gene Ontology annotation, cellular component: nucleus. The transcript is spliced from 4 exons. The record is from RefSeq and is a predicted model, not a curated record. NCBI's taxonomy places the organism in Eukaryota, Metazoa, Chordata, Actinopteri, Pleuronectiformes, Soleidae.
AGUGACGUCAUACACGCAGGAACUGAACUGUGGCUCGUAGCAGAGUAGCUAAUUAAUAAAAUCACGUUAUUUUCUGUGUUACCGCAUUUGGUGUCGUUAUGGACGUCUAGUGCUGAGGGAAUGGUCUGAGUGCAGCAGCUCCAACAAAGAUGCACAGCCGUCUGCAGGAGCUGAAGAAGGAAGAGGAGACUCUUCUCAAAAUUAAAGUGAUGCUGCAAGACCAACUUAACAGACUGAAGUUUGAAGAAGGGGCCUUGAAAUCUAUCAUUAAUGCUCAAACGGAAGAAGAAGAAGGAGCGUCUCAACGUCUGUCCUCUGAACCUGAGGUUUAUGUAAAUCUUGACGAUGAGAGUGAAAUCAAUCAAACGAAACUGCUCCUGAAUGCCGCUGUAGAUUGUGAUAUGGAGGAGGAGGACGAGGAAGAAGACGAUGAUGAGGAGGAAGAGGAUGAAGAUGAUGAGAUUGGAUUUCUGCCUGAGGAGGAUGAGGAUGAAGAUGAUUAUUGAGAUCGUCAGUGGUUAGUGAGGCUUGUAUGUUUGCUUGAUUGGAUGCAGCUGUUUCAUUGUUCAGUUUUUUUUCUCCUAUCAUUUAGGAAGUUUAAUUUAUUUGGAUGGAGUGACUAACGGUUACAGUGUAAUGAUGUGUGUAACAGUAUCCUCUAUGUCAAUCAGAUUUCAUUUCAGCCCUUUCACUAUGUUACAAUACAUGUGUCAAACCUUGUGAGAAAUGUCACACUGAUAUACAAUAAGACUUUGUUAUUAGGCGCUUAAUAGCUCACUAGAUAUGCGGUGCAUUUCGAACACAGGAAACUGAGCAGCAGUUCACGUAAGAAUGUUGAGAUGUGUCUUUUAGCAUGAAAAUGUAUGGCUGGGCCAUAUAGAGAUAUUGUGAGUACACUUUAUGUAAGAAAUAAUAAUUGUAAGCACAAAAUAAAAUGUUUUGUAUGAAGUUCA